This is a messenger RNA of Mycetomoellerius zeteki, 2482 nucleotides long. RefSeq names its product TGF-beta domain-containing family member maverick (gene mav). The record is from RefSeq and is a predicted model, not a curated record. NCBI's taxonomy places the organism in Eukaryota, Metazoa, Arthropoda, Insecta, Hymenoptera, Formicidae. Gene Ontology annotation, cellular component: extracellular region. Gene Ontology annotation, molecular function: cytokine activity; growth factor activity.
AGAAUUAGGAGCUUCAGCUGAAGGAGUUAGGAACUCCAGUUUGAGGAGUUAGUUUUGUUCAUCUUCAGGGACCUCCUGAAGAAGAAGAAGAAGAAGAAGAAGAAGAAGAAAAGAAUCCAGUAAAGCCUUCGAUAGUAAUCGAUAUUAUCGGAGAACCAGCAAAAUCUUUAAAGCAGCACCCCACACUCCGAUACUCGAGCAGCCGGCGUGAGACCGGCCACGAGAUUGUGUCCCUGGCUAUGGACAAGCUCCCAAUAAUCCCUCGAAGUGGUAUUAUUCACAGCAACGCGGACCAUCAGAAGGAGCGCCAAGAGAGAGCAACGACGACGACGACGACGACGGUGGCGGCGGCGGCAGCGGUGGUAGUCGGUGGUGCGGAUGCACGAUGCAGCACGACAAGCGGCGCAAUCGCCGAUAACGCUGCCGCCGAUCGUCGAUUCCUUAUUGCAUCGGCGAGAGGAGAAGAAUACACUCGAAGGCGCUCGGGGAUUGUUGAUACGUCGCAGCCGAUCAGCAGCGCACGUAGCGAUCUCAUCGCACGUCGGAGACGUCGGGACGUUUUGGCCGCGAUCGCGCGACCACGUAGAAAUACAUGGCACGCGGAAAAUAAAGACGAUGCCGUCCGAGUGACGGAUCGCGACCCGAGCGAAUCGCCAAGGAUCGACGUUAUCGACGAUUAUACGGAGCGGGGCUGUGCUCUCGAUGCUACGGACUCGGCAGGAUUUUGGAACGUCAGGACUGCCGACGACGACCGCCGCACUUGUUGCGUCUCGAUCGACGCGGCCACGUUUCUCGCGCGGCGUGGACCAGCCCGCGACCGAAUAAUACGCGACCUUACCGUCGAACGGCGGAAUCGACGAGCUGGUAGUACCCUGCUGACUCGCAGCAGGUCCGUCGCGGGAGGUGAGGAGAUAUUCCGCAGCACGGUGAAUAGUAUUACGAUAGGAAGAGAAAAUCGGUUUUUCGAGACUCCGCUCGUCGGUACUACGGAUUUUCCCAAGUGCAAUGGACGUACCUUAUCCAGCAACACUUCAAGUAUCGUGCUCCAUGAAAACCUUCGGACCAGUGAUCCCGCCAGGCUGAUCGAAAUCGGUAUAGUCGAAUCCUCGUGCAGGGAGCAACCGUGCGUUCUCGCUGAGGAGAUUGUACGCCAAAGAGACACGUCGUCUACGGUGCGAUUUCCCGCGAAACUCGAUCCCGGUGGACGUGCGUGGCGGACCAAGACGGACACGCGCUGGAGAUUGCCGAGGAUCGGCCUCGUCCAGCGAACUCUUCUGCUGGGACUCGCGACGAGUCUGCUCUGCGACAUGGUGCUGUCCGCGCCAUCAUCAUCGUCAGUUCUCGAGGACGACGUCGAAGAGGAAGAGCUGGAAUGCAGCCUCGGCGACGACGAGCUGGAGAUCAUCAGAAGGAGUAUCGUGCAAGGCCUCGGGCUCCAGAGGAUACCUGAUCCUUCAAAGGCGAACGUGAGCCAGGCCGAGUACGAGAGAGCGCACAGAGAGUACCUGAAACAAGUGCAGCUGUCGCACGAUGGGCAGAAAUUUAGAACGCGACGGGACCUCCAUGUAUUCCAGGCUGCUGAGCAUCCGGGGAACAAAUCGAGCCUUGGCUUUAGCCUGAGAAGAGGGUACCAUCGUCACUCCCUGUACUUUCCCGUCGUGGUUUCCGGCGACGGAGAAGACGUCACGGUCGAUCACGCGUCCCUGAGAUUUCUUCUCCAAGGCGAUCACAGACGUCCACGCGAUCUCGAGGCGCUGGUCUAUCUCCGAACGCCGGCCUCUCGACGUCUCCUGCUGCGGCGCGAGAUCCCGCAGGGCGAGCCGACGGGUUCCCGGUGGAUGGAAUUGGACUCCACCGAGGCGGCUGCGAGCUGGCUCGAAUACGGUCUGGAGAACCACGGCCUCGAACUGGAAUUCCUUCACGACGGCCGACCGACACGGCGCGAGGUUUCCCAUGCAACGUUGAACGUGUUCACCACGUUGGAGCCUGGAAGUGGUAGAAGGAAGAGGUCCACUCCCGAGGAACUGAUGCCGCUGCACAAGGGCCGGCGCAGCCGGUGCAAGGGUGACAACAACAAGAAAUGCUGCCGGCACGAGUUGACGGUGAUGUUCAAGGACCUGAAGGGUUUCGAAUUCAUCGUAUACCCGAAGGGCUUCGACGCCGGCUACUGUAAGGGUCGUUGUCCGCCCCGGUACAAUCCAGCACAUCAUCACGCUCUGCUGCAGAGUCUGUUGUGGAAGGAGGACCGGAAAAGGGUACCUAAGCCGUGCUGCGCACCCAGCAAGCUCGACCAGCUGAUGAUCGUCUAUUUCGACGAGAAUCAGUCGACGCAGCUGAAGGUGUCCUACUGGAAGAACAUCCAGGUGUUGGAGUGCGCCUGCUCGUAAAAAAGAGGAGAGGAAAAGAGAGUGAAACAGUCUACCAUGGCCGAGGACUCACCAAAGAAUCGUCCGAAUUGCGGUUCGGUGAUGCCAUUCACAUU